AGGCCCAACAUCACGAGGAUUGUGAAUUGUGGACGCCGGAGCUCCUGCCGCUAAAAAGAGACAAUCUCCAGCUGUUGUUUUUUAGGACUGAUCGAUCUGUGAACACCGGGGAGAGCCAGAGGAAUAGAAAAAAAGAGAGGCAGAGAGGGAAUCGGCAGGCAGGUGGGGAUCGGAAGGCGAUAAGAUGGCGGGCGGCGGCGGUGGAGGGUGUUGUCCGCCGAUGGAUCUGUUCCGGUCGGAGGCUAUGCAGCUGGUUCAGCUCAUCAUCCCCAUUGAGUCCGCUCAUCUCUCCGUCUCCUAUCUCGGCGACCUCGGCCUCCUCCAGUUCAAGGAUCUUAAUGCAGAAAAGAGCCCUUUCCAGCGAACUUAUGCAACUCAGAUUAAAAAAUGUGGAGAGAUGGCACGGAAGCUACGUUUUUUCAGGGAACAAAUGUCUAAGGCAGGUCUCUCACCUUCAACUGGGCCUCUGACGCGAGCAGAUAUUGAUGUGGAUGACCUGGAGGUCAAACUUGGGGAACUUGAAGCAGAGUUGGUUGAAAUGAAUGCAAAUGAUGAGAAGUUGCGGCGUUCUUACAACGAACUUUUGGAAUAUAAGCUUGUUCUUGAGAAGGCUGGUGAGUUUUUCUACUCAGCGCAACGCAGUGCGACAGCUCAGCAGCGAGAAAUUGAGUCACGUGUUACUGGUGAAGAAUCCAUAGACACACCCUUAUUAUUGGAGCAAGAAAUGUCAACUGAUAUGUCGAAGCAAGUUAAGUUGGGGUUCAUUAGUGGCCUUGUUCCUAGGGAAAAAUCAAUGGCAUUUGAAAGGAUCUUGUUUCGUGCCACCAGGGGCAACGUGUUUCUGAAACAGGCUGUCGUCGAGGCACCUGUCAUUGAUCCUGUCUCAGGGGAGAAGGCUGAGAAAAAUGUAUUUGUGGUUUUUUAUUCUGGAGAAAGAGCAAAGAACAAAAUUCUUAAAAUAUGUGAAGCUUUUGGAGCAAAUCGCUAUCCUUUCAAUGAGGAGCUGAGCAAACAAGCUCAGAUGAUUUCAGAGGUUUCGGGAAGACUCUCUGAGCUAAAGACUACAAUUGAUGUAGGACUGCAGCACAGGGUCAACUUGUUACAAACCAUUGCUGAUCAGUUUGAUCAAUGGAAUCUUUUGGCAAGGAAGGAGAAAUCCAUUUAUCACACCUUAAACAUGCUUAGCAUUGAUGUGACAAAAAAGUGUCUUGUGGCUGAAGGGUGGAGCCCUGUUUAUGCAACAAAGCAGAUACAGGAUGCAUUGCAGCGGGCAAUGGUGGACUCCAACUCACAAGUUGGAGCCAUUUUCCAGGUUCUGCGCACAAAGGAGUCACCGCCUACAUAUUUUCGCACAAACAAAUUUACAUCUGCUUUUCAAGAAAUUGUUGAUGCAUAUGGGGUGGCCAAGUAUCAAGAAGCGAAUCCUUCUGUAUAUACUAUUAUCACGUUUCCAUUUCUUUUUGCCGUCAUGUUUGGUGACUGGGGACACGGAAUAUGCUUGUUACUUGCAACGUUGUAUUUCUUAAUCAGAGAAAGGAAACUCUCUAAUCAGAAGCUUGGAGACAUAACAGAAAUGACGUUUGGUGGACGUUAUGUUAUUAUGAUGAUGGCAAUCUUCUCAAUCUACACAGGUUUGAUCUAUAAUGAGUUCUUCUCGGUUCCAUUUGAGUUAUUUGGACGCUCAGCCUAUGCUUGCCGUGAUCUUUCUUGCAGAGAUGCUUCAACGGUAGGCUUAAUUAAAGUUGGUGAAACUUACCCAUUUGGCGUGGAUCCUGCAUGGCAUGGAACUCGCAGUGAAUUGCCAUUCCUCAACUCCUUGAAGAUGAAAAUGUCAAUCCUUCUUGGGGUUGCACAAAUGAACCUUGGAAUCAUAUUGAGUUAUUUCAAUGCUAAAUUCUUUGCAAAUGGCCUGAAUAUCUGGUACCAAUUUGUUCCGCAGAUGAUAUUUUUGAACAGUUUAUUUGGCUACCUUUCCCUCCUCAUCAUUGUGAAGUGGUGGACUGGUUCCCAAGCUGAUUUAUAUCACACUCUGAUAUACAUGUUCCUCAGUCCUACUGAUGAUUUAGGUGAAAAUCAGCUGUUUGUUGGCCAGAAGACACUACAGCUUGUACUACUAAUAUUGGCCCUUGUUGCUGUACCAUGGAUGCUGUUUCCAAGGCCCUUUCUUUUGAAGAAACAACACCAAGAGAGGCACCAAGGCCACUCCUAUGCAUUACUUCAGAGCACUGAGGAGACCAUUCAAUCGGAGGCAAAUCAUGAUUCCCAUGGUCAUGAAGAAUUUGAGUUCAGUGAAGUAUUUGUACAUCAGCUCAUACAUACCAUAGAGUUUGUACUAGGAGCAGUUUCAAAUACAGCUUCAUAUCUUCGUCUGUGGGCCCUCAGUCUUGCCCACUCGGAGUUGUCAAGUGUAUUCUAUGAAAAGGUCCUCCUCCUUGCUUGGGGGUUCAACAACGUCAUUAUUCUUAUCAUUGGUAUCAUUGUAUUCAUUUGUGCGACGGUGGGGGUCUUGCUGGUGAUGGAAACUCUCAGUGCUUUUCUACACGCAUUGCGGCUUCACUGGGUGGAGUUCCAGAACAAGUUCUAUGAGGGGGAUGGGUACAAGUUCUAUCCAUUCUCAUUUGCGUUGCUCGUUGAUGAGGACGAGUGAUUUGUUGGACCAGGGUUUGUAGCUGCCAAAAAGAGCAGAGUUAAAGCUGAGAGUGUGCAUAUGUUAUGUUGAUUCUUUUGUUCUGAAAUUGGGAUGUACCUCAUGGGCAGAGCCAAAUGAAUGUACUUAACAAUGCAUGAACUGCCCCCAACCUUCCAAUUGUUAUUGUUUUUGAAGGGAAUAAUCAGUCUUAUGCCACUGGCUAUUUAUGUCAUAACAGUUAUGGCGGAGUGUAAUAAUAAGAAUGUAUGAUUGAUUUAUAUUUUGAAAAAGAAA
Molecule: messenger RNA, 2923 nt
Organism: Malania oleifera
Lineage: Eukaryota; Viridiplantae; Streptophyta; Magnoliopsida; Santalales; Ximeniaceae
Product: V-type proton ATPase subunit a3
Exons: 18
Coding region: 185-2647 (820 amino acids)
Biological process (GO): vacuolar acidification; proton transmembrane transport
Cellular component (GO): vacuolar proton-transporting V-type ATPase complex; vacuolar proton-transporting V-type ATPase, V0 domain
Molecular function (GO): proton-transporting ATPase activity, rotational mechanism; ATPase binding
Source: RefSeq, a predicted model, not a curated record